UUAUCCGGCUUUGGUGGCUGUUCCCCAAGGGCAGAACUCCUUGCGACUGCAAAGGCCAAAGGCAUUGAGAGCCAAAUGGCACUGCUGACCUCAGUCGAACUGGAUGAGCGCCGGGUUGGAUUCCCCCGUUUCUGGACAGAGCCAAAUGUACCUGGUCAACGAUUGCGCAUGGACACUGCACUGACUUCCCUAGAAGUCGCGGCGCAGUGUGGCUGUGAAGAUUUAUUUGACAUUCUGCACACUGCAGAUGCUGAAGAUUCUUCAUGGCGAGCACCCACAGAGACCCAAGAAGAGGACAGCCUGCUGGAAGUUCCCAGUGAAGCACCGUUGUCAAAGUUGUCAGUCUCAUCACCAGUACACCAAGCAAUUGCCUUUGGCCACCGAUCAAUGCUCAAUAAGCUUUUCAAAACCUACAACUACUGCCCUAACUACCGUCCCUUGGUGGCGCCUACAAUGGCUCUUCCGCCGCUUUCAUUCGCUAUUGCCCAGUGCGAUCUGACCAAGCCAGGUGUGCGUGAAUGCAUCAGUGACCUAUUUGCACAUCCACAUCUUGCCCCCCACCUGCGCACGCCUGUAUUUGGAAUACAUCCGCUGCAUUUUGCCACAGCGAGACACGAUCCUGAAUUCCUGGUUUGGAUUGCAGCCUCCAUCCCAGGUGGCCAUGCCAGAGCCGGACGCACAGCCCUGGGCCAUACACUGCUCCACGUGACAGCGCUUCCUUUGACCGGCGACCACACAGCGAAGAUCAGACCAGCUGUGGAGCGCAGCAUCCUCUGUGCCCGCACGUUGGAUUCCAAAUGGCUCCAGCACUCUCUACCCAGUCCGCGGCACCUCAAAUAUCCUAAGGGCAAGCUUCCUCGGGCAAUAGCGGCGGCCAAUCCCCUUAUAGAAAAGCCCAUGACAGAGGCCGAGCAGGCUGCUCAGUUGGCUAUCAUCAAGCUGCUCCUGGAGUGGGGCGGGUUCGAUGUCCGAACGCAGGAUAUUGAUGGAAAUACCGCAUUACAUUACUUGGCGGCGACUUUGAAUGUUAGUUCUGAGACCGUAAAAGUAUUGCGAGCAAUGGAUGGUGGCGAGGAAGUCUGGCAGAGCUCGAGAAACCGGUGUGGCCUGACGCCAAAGCAGUUGAUGGAGGAAUGA
Aspergillus ruber CBS 135680 is the source of this 1137-nucleotide messenger RNA. RefSeq lists its product as uncharacterized. NCBI's taxonomy places the organism in Eukaryota, Fungi, Ascomycota, Eurotiomycetes, Eurotiales, Aspergillaceae. The annotation marks the transcript as partial. The transcript has a single exon. The record is from RefSeq and is a predicted model, not a curated record.